GCAUCGCGACUGCUAGAUAGGCACCUGGUUUGGCUAUGUGCCUGUGGAAACCGACCCCGGCUAUGUCCGGGCGAUGAGGUUGCUCGGCCUUAGACUGUGGAGGGGCUCAGCCCCUUUUCCCGUGACCGGGGAACACUUGUCAGCGGUCCUUCCUGGCUCGUUUGGACCAAUCUACCCAAGCAUGAGCUUGUAACAUCAAUCAAUCAACACUGUAUCUCUUGAGCUUAUCAAAGCUUAUAACGUUACACCUCCAAUAGUGUAUUCUGAGCCCACUUACUUGCCCCCACCUAAGGGCUUCUUCAUCUGGUGGCGAGCCGUGUUCGCAACAGCGGUUUUUUCAAGCAGUCAAGGGAAUACACAAUACCGAAGCUGCAAAGUCGGCGUCCGCUGCUAGCCUGCUCCGACGUCCGCUGCUAGCCUCGUCCGCCGCGUCAUGACGGAUGCGGAAGCGGCAGAGCUGGAGAAGGAGGAGCACUCCCUGACAACGCUGGUAGGGGGUUUGGAGCUGGACCAGCUGGACGAGAAGACUGUGAAAUCGGCACUGUAUAAAUUGGCGCUGCAAGAGGCAGCGAUGAAGGUGCAAAAAGCCUUGUCCGAGUUACGGAAGGCCAGGAUCGAGGCGGAGGCCGCCGCGGAAAAAGCCAAGACUGAGAAGGCGGCCGUCGAGAAGGCGGUCGCCGAGGAGAAGGCCAAGUCCGAGGCGCGGAUGGCCAAGAUCAAGGAGGAGGCCGCCGCAGACAUGGCCAAGAUGGAGAAGGCGUUCGCCGAGGACAAGGCCAAGAUGGAGAAGGCGGUCGCCGAGGCGAAGGCCAAGAUGGAGAAGGCGGUCGCCGAGGCGAAGGCCAAGUCCGAUGCGCGGAGGGCCAAGCUCGAGGAGGAGGCCAUCCGGACGGACCAUGGUCAGAAGGACCAGCACCUACUGGGCCCCCAAGUCAUGGCCGCGAUGCUGGCCAAGGCCACCGAGAGGGUCAAAAGCGCUCAGCAGCACCGGGCGGACAUCAAGCAGAAGACGUCCUGACGGUGGUGGCCGUCGUCUAUCCCACUCGGCCUCAGAGCUGUCCUGCUGGCCUUCGGCCUGACGGCUGUUGCCCCCCACAGUGCCAGCUGCAAGGUUGUGGACUGGCUGGCACUGGCAGCGGGGAUCAGUGGGAUGGUGGCGAUCGAUGCUGCCAUGGACAGUUGGGCAGACCAGGACCUGCUGGGCCCCAAGGUCAUGGUCGCAAUGCUGGUCAACGCCACCGAGAGGGUCAACAGCACCCAGGAGCACUGGGCGGACAUCAAGCAGAAGACGUCCUGACGCUGGAGGCCGUCUUCUGCUUGAUGUCCGCCCACAGCUGCUGAUUGGCGUUGACCCUGUCGGUGGCCUUGACCAGCAUCGCGGCAAUGACCUUGGGGCCCAGCAGGUCCUGGUCCUUCUGACCAAGGUCUGCACAAGGGAGGAGGUCAUGUAGGUCCACGUUGGGCUGUGGAAACGGGGCAGCAGAGGCAGGCCUCUGGUCGCGGCUGUGUACGGGGGCGCACUGGCGGUGUUGAGUGCCCUGGCAUCCUGGGGGUGGAAUGUGCGCGCGGAGCCGAGCAAUGCCGUCGCCAACUCGGUCUAUGCCGCCGGCGUUAGUGCCCUGGCUUCGGCGUCCCUCGCGGCAGCUUGCCAGUUCGCAGACCUGGUUCGCAUCGCUUUGCUUGAGAGCAAUACCAAUGCAAUCUGGGAAACGGCGGCAAAAGCGUGGCUUUCAUCACCCUGGCGCUGCAACCAGGUGCACCCUGCAGCACAGCCAAGCGGCGGCAACGGCUGUGCUGGUGCGUCUGUGACGAUACACACUCAGGGCUAGCGCUUUUCCACUUGACGCGCCUGUUGGUGUGCGCCGUUGUGGCCUCGUGUGUUGUUGUCGCUGGGUUGCUUGUCGUGCUGGUACGGUGACGAUGGGAUUGCUGGUGAGCAUAGUGCUGGACAGUCUGGGUGAUACCAAGACCCGGGGCUUGCAGCCCGGAGAUAUGGGAACCGACCUCACAUUCGUUGACCUCUGUGAGCCUCAUACGGAAUAAUACACUGCGCGUGGGGUGGGUGCAUGCAGGGUGCGCGGCGCUCACAGCUGAGCCCCAUCCAGUGCUUGUACUUGGCCAUGUGCAUACCUGGUGGUUUAGAAUCAGAUGAGAAAGAAUCUGGUAUGCACUGAAGCCGUUCGUGCAGGAACUGUAACACAGUAAGAGA
Messenger RNA from Chlamydomonas reinhardtii, 2209 nucleotides. RefSeq lists its product as uncharacterized. The coding region runs from base 572 to 1018 and encodes 148 amino acids. The record is from RefSeq and is a predicted model, not a curated record. Lineage: Eukaryota; Viridiplantae; Chlorophyta; Chlorophyceae; Chlamydomonadales; Chlamydomonadaceae. The transcript is spliced from 12 exons.